UAUCUAUGUUAGUAUCUCCAUCAAGAAGAUUAGUCAAGAGAGACACCAAAUCUAUGCGGCCUUCCGUGUUUUUGAAUGAUUUUGACAUAUCUUCAUUGACUUAAAUAAUAACAGUAAAAAAAGAUGGCAAUCAGGCUUCAAUUAAAACUAUUGACACUCUAGGAUCACAAACUUAAGUGAAUGAAAUAUCAGAAAAUGGAAGCUAAACCUUUUUACCUAUAAUAGAAGAGAAAUCAAAAAUUAGAUUCAUCAAAUAAACUUCUAAUCCAAAACAAUCUAUCACUUCAAGAAAAGUGAUGAUAACAUAAUCCGAUUCUAUAUCCCCUAUAACGAAAUCAGAUAUACAUCUACCAUCAAUCAAUUCAAUACCAACUUCUCCAACUAAGUUUUAAAUUCCAAACCAUCAAAGACAUUUGACUAAUGUUGAAGAAUAACAUAAAAAAGUGGAAUUCAGAAAGUCUAUUUAAGUAAUUGAUUUUAUCAAUAAUAUAAUCACCAAAGAUGUAAUUGAUGGUAGUGUGAAACCAUUAAAAAAAAAAUUUUAGAGGUAACAAACAAAAAUGAUAAGAAAGAAUGAGGACAACAAUCUACAAUGUUGAUUUUUUUAAUCUAAUCUAUAU
Paramecium sonneborni is the source of this 620-nucleotide messenger RNA. The record is from the annotation of a GenBank genome assembly. Lineage: Eukaryota; Ciliophora; Oligohymenophorea; Peniculida; Parameciidae.